Fopius arisanus is the source of this 699-nucleotide messenger RNA. RefSeq lists its product as uncharacterized. The record is from RefSeq and is a predicted model, not a curated record. Bases 1 to 699 code for a protein of 232 amino acids. The transcript has 2 exons. NCBI's taxonomy places the organism in Eukaryota, Metazoa, Arthropoda, Insecta, Hymenoptera, Braconidae.
AUGAUUCCUGACUCGUUCAAAAUCGAUUUUAGUACGGAUGGGGCUACAUUGGAUGCUCAACAAAAAAUUCAAAUGUGGCCAAUUCAAAUUCGAAUCGCGAACAUUCCACGUUGUAAGCCAGAAAUUGUAGGUGUUUGGCGUGGUUCUUCUAAACCUACUAAUGCUCAUGAAUUCCUCGAUCGUUUUAUCAAUGACUUUUUGGAAGUCAAUAAUAAUGGAGGCAUUGUUCACAAUGACAAAUUAUGUCCGACUGAGCUUCGAUGUUUUAUUGCUGAUGCACCGGCUCGCGCGUUCAUUUUAGCCCAUCUCGGUCACACUGGUGCUCAUCCCUGUUCCAAAUGCUGGAUUAAAGGCGACUCAAUUCGUCGGGGAGUCACGGCAUUUCGUGGUGUCGCCCACAGACCUCGAACAGAUCAAGAAUACGCUGAUCGCAUUGAUGGUGAACACCAUUCCGACAUCGAUAGUCCUCUUCUUCGUCUUCCCAUGGGUCUCGUCACUCAAGUUCCAUUUGAUUACAUGCAUUGUGUCUGUUUAGGUAUCACCAAAAAGAUUCUCUCUGUUCUCGUGAAGGGAAUUCUACCCAAGAACGGGGACAGGGAGUACGGGUGCGAGGAGGAGGGCGAGGACGCGGCAGAGGAGCAGCAGGAGGAAGAGGCGGAGGAGCAGGACGGGGAUCACGUGGGCGAGACCCUCUCAUAA